UGGUUCUCCUUAUUGGUUCUCAGAGGAAUUUAUCCAGAGAAUAGCUAUCGAGAGGUAUGAGGAAAUCGGCCGUUAGUCCGCCAUAUAGAAUAGAUAUUAUCUUUUUAAAAAGCAUCAAAGCAAUGUAUGUUAUUUUUUACUAUGCCAAAAUAAAUCAAUUGCCUAUCUAGGCUGCGUUUGAGGAGCGCAUUGUCACAGCGCUGUUGAAUCAAUUCUACCUUUAUUGCUCAUUAUAUGUAAAACAAAGAUAGAACGACGCAAUAACGCCGAAAGCGUGCUCCUUGAACGCGGUCCUAGUCCACUCACUUCACUUUACCUUUAUCUCCCCAACUAAAAAUAUCCUUUCAUAUCCAUUCCCAUGCGUACCGAGAAUGGCGUAUGGACUACCCUUUCAGUCCACGAGCCAUAAAUGCACGAAACCACCAUCGACGGAUGCGAAGAUUGAAUCGAGAGGAUGUUUAUUGGUUUUGCUAAGCAAUCAGCAAUGUCACGUGCUGCAAUCGCAAGUGUGUCCAGUUAAUUUAAACUGAAAAAAACAUUUAAAAGAUCUUUUCCUAUACACAUGCUUCCUCUGAAAAUAUAUAGGCAAUCAUGUAGAGCCUAGAAACAAAUAGAUAGAAGAUGAGCCCGUAUUUGACAGCUUUGACUUCAACACGAAGGCGAUGCCUAAUCGUGUUGUUGCUGAUCCUAGGACCAUGUGUGAUCUUAAACUUACUAACAUCCUCAGACAUGCGUGAAGAAACCAUAUUGCAAAAUAACAUUGCUGAAUUGCAAGUGAAACUGGAACAUCUGCAUGCCAAAUAUAUUGGCAGUCAAGAAGAGAUAAGUCUGCUUUCACAUCAACUACUUCAGUUGAUUGAGAAUAGUCACAUUCUACCCGAUCUGCAGCUGCUCAUCAACAAUGGCACCUCUAACAUUACAAACAUCAAGCUGCCAUCAAUCUACAACUUUUUACCACAUUUUCUCAAUGAUCCAAAUAGCUUGCGUCCAGCUUUUGUACAAAGCAAAGGUAGAUCAGGAGUAAGCAUGGUACUCGGGGUGCCAACAGUGAAACGAGAGACCCAGUCUUAUCUUAUGGCAACUUUAAGAAAUCUGCUUGAUCGUAUGAGCGUUGCAGAGACUGCAGAUACACUGAUUAUUGUUUUAGUGGCUGAAACAGAUAUGGAUUACGUGAUGUAUGUUGCAAAACAAAUUGAAGUUCAAUUCCCGAACGAAUGCGAAACUGGUGUAGUAGAAGUAAUAUCUCCAUCGCCGUCCUAUUAUCCGGAUUUGUCGAAAUUGCGCGACACUCUUGGCGAUGAUCACCAACGUGUUAUUUGGCGGUCCAAGCAGAAUUUAGAUUUUGCCUUUCUCAUGUCUUAUGCCCAAUCAAAGGGCACAUUCUAUGUACAAUUAGAAGAUGAUAUUCUGGCUAAGAAGAACUUCAUAACUACUAUGAAAACUUUUGCAUUACAGAAGAUUGGUACAAAAGAGAAUUGGUUCGUUCUCGAUUUUUGUCAGCUCGGAUUUAUAGGUAAGUUGUUCAAGUGCGUGGAACUGCCUUGGCUGAUCCAGUUCUUUUUGAUGUUCCACAAUGACAAGCCUGUUGAUUGGUUAUUGGAUCAUUUAAUAUCGACAAAAGUAUGCAGUCUUGAUAAAGAUAGUAAACACUGCAAAAUGGCUAAAGCAGAGUUGUGGGUGCAUCAUAAACCCUCUCUUUUUCAACACAUAGGGACGCAUUCUUCUUUAAAAGGAAAAGUGCAAAAACUUAAAGACAAACAAUUUGGUAAGAUAACAUUGUUCUAUGCCCACGAAAAUCCCGAGGCAACUGUGGAAACUCAAAUUAAACCUUACAAACAAUACACGUUACAAAAAGCUUACAGAGGCGAAUCAUUCUUUUGGGGCCUGUUGCCACAGCCGGGAGACCACUUAAAGUUUAAAUUUUCACAUCCUAUUUUUAUAAAGAAGUACUUAUUUAGAAGUGGUAAUCCUGAACAUCCGUCUGAUAGAUUUUAUAACACAACAGUAGAAGUAUUAUCCGAGAGAUCUCCGUUAUUGGAUCGGAACAACAACGAUGUAACAGAAGAUGGUUAUUAUAUUAUAGGAAAAUUUGAUGCACUUGGCAUCGCCGAAGGAACUGUCAAUCGAAAUUUGGGCAAGAUAUCGGUUCUUCGUUUGACCGUACAUAGUGAGAGCGAAAACUGGGCCAUUUUGUCUGAGAUCCAUAUAGUAGAGGAUCAACCUAGCUGACGAAAAGAAGAAGAAAUGCAAUUUGAAAUACCGUUUCUUCGAUACGGAUAAUAAAAUCGAUUUUUAAAUA
Pseudomyrmex gracilis is the source of this 2299-nucleotide messenger RNA. RefSeq names its product alpha-1,3-mannosyl-glycoprotein 4-beta-N-acetylglucosaminyltransferase B (gene Mgat4a). The coding region runs from base 622 to 2229 and encodes 535 amino acids. The transcript is spliced from 10 exons. Gene Ontology annotation, biological process: protein N-linked glycosylation. Gene Ontology annotation, molecular function: acetylglucosaminyltransferase activity. NCBI's taxonomy places the organism in Eukaryota, Metazoa, Arthropoda, Insecta, Hymenoptera, Formicidae. The record is from RefSeq and is a predicted model, not a curated record. Gene Ontology annotation, cellular component: endoplasmic reticulum-Golgi intermediate compartment; endoplasmic reticulum; Golgi stack.